Penicillium daleae is the source of this 606-nucleotide messenger RNA. Its product is annotated as mitochondrial 54S ribosomal protein mL58. The transcript has a single exon. Gene Ontology annotation, cellular component: mitochondrial large ribosomal subunit. Gene Ontology annotation, molecular function: structural constituent of ribosome. Lineage: Eukaryota; Fungi; Ascomycota; Eurotiomycetes; Eurotiales; Aspergillaceae. The record is from RefSeq and is a predicted model, not a curated record. Bases 1 to 606 code for a protein of 201 amino acids.
AUGGCCACCUCAAUUGUUGCUUCCAAGCGGCCAUUCCUCUCACUGCCCUUCCUCCUUCCUUCAUGGUCAGAUUCUCUUGCUCUGGGAUCUCGACGUUAUCAAUCUUCAUACCGACGGACAAAGCAACGCCUCCGUGUCAAGCCGGAUGCUACCUUUGGCUCAUCGCACCAGGGUCACGAUCAGAUCAUCUACAACCCGCCCUCCAGCGCGCCCUCUGUCUAUCACACUCCGAGCAAAUUCUUGCCUUCCAAUGAUGCUCGCAGGUCGAUGCGCAUUGAAAACGCGGGGAAUGCGACAGAGAGUGUUCAAGAUCUCCCCAACGUCUACCGCAGCGACCCCGAGAGAAAGUACCACUUGACCCCCGCGGAUGUCGAGGAAAUCCGCAAGCUCCGACUAAGUGACCCAAUGACCUGGAGCCGACACAAGCUGGCGAAGCGCUUUGAAUGCUCGCCCCUCUUCAUUGCGAUGGUCUGCGAGGCCAGCCCGGAGAAGAAGCAGAUCCAAAGACAGGUGCUGGAGGCCGUGCAAUCACAAUGGGGAUCCAAGCGACGGAUGGCUAGGGAGGACCGGAAGUUGCGUCGGGAGGCAUGGGGCCGUGAUGAGUGA